UGAAAUCGUGUUUCGACGGAGGUGAUCCAGACAGGGCUUUCCCCUGUCCGUAAUACCAACUCUUCUGAAAGCACCGUUACUUCAGGCUGUCAGCGGGCGAUGACUCAGGAGUGAAUCAGUGGCCAUUUGAUUGACGGGCGGAUCGCUGGGGAAACGAGGCCACCAGGGAGCCUGAUAGCAGGAGGGAAAGCGUCGCCACAGCGAUAUCGCCUUUCACUCCGUGAAAGGGGUCUUGUCUGUCACAACAUGGCCCCCACGCUGGCAUCCACCGCCAACUCGUUUUGGACAUAGACUCUCUGGACACACACACACACACACACACACACACACACAACACACACAAAACACAUAUGCACAGUGAUGGAAGAGAGAUACUGUAUUUUAAACAGCCACAGUGCCGAAAGCGCUAUUUUAAUACCCCCACACAGCUGCGUGAAUCUGUGGAGUUGAAGAGAAAGUUUCAAAUUUUGUGUUGAUUUUAAAUUUUGGGAUAACUGAUCCCUUAAAGAGUCCUCUUGACAACGACUUGUGGGGCUGUUGUUUCGUUUUUUUUGUGUUUUUUUUCUGGAACGUUCCCCCCCCCCCUUUUCAUGUCCGUUUGCGGUUGCCGAGGCCCGGCGUCUCCGUCAUGGCCCGCCCCCUGCUGAAGAUCCAGCGCUACUUCCGCCGCAAGCCUGUCCGCUUCUUCUCCUUCAUCCUCCUCUACCUCACCGCUGGCAGCCUUGUCUUCCUCCACUCGGGUUUCUCAGGCGACGGCGGUCCGGCAGGGGCUGGCCGGCCAGCCGUGCCGCCUGACGGAGGGGUCCCAAUGUCUGAUGGCCGCAGCCUGGGCCUCAUCAGGAGGGUCUUCAAGGACACGCGGCGGGCCGCGCGCCGGUUCGGUCCGCCCUGGAUGAAGGCGAGCAGGUCAGAUGCCUCUGUCUGGACAGGAGGAGAGGAGCGCAGCAGCAGGGGCAGAGCAGCGAGAGGGAGGAGCGGCAAAGAGGUGGAGGAAGGGCGAGCAAAGUACAUCGGUUGCUACAUCGACAACACACAGAAAAGGGCACUACGAGGAGUAUCCUUCUUCGACUACAAAAAAAUGACGGUCUUCCGUUGCCAAGACAACUGUGCCGAGAGGGGGUACAUGUAUGCCGGCCUAGAGUUCGGAGCGGAAUGUUACUGCGGCCACAAGAUCCAGGCGGCAGAUGUGUCCGAGCGCGAGUGUAACAUGGAGUGUAAGGGGGAGAGGAGGAACCUGUGCGGAGGAGCCAACCGUCUGUCCAUCUACAGACUAGAGCUGAGUCAGGAGUCGGCCCGGCGAUAUGGAAGUGCCAUUUUUAAAGGAUGUUUCAAGAGGCCGGACAACAUUACUCUAGCACUUCCUGUUGGCGCUCUCAUUCAGAAUAUGUCUGUUGACAAGUGUGUGGACAUAUGCACAGAGAAGGAGUUCUCACUAGCAGCACUGGGUGGAGACAACUGUCACUGUGGUUUCCCCACCACUGUCUUUACCCUACACGAGCCAGAGGAAGAGGAGCUGUGCCUUCAUCGCUGCGCCGGCGAGGACUUUGAGAGCUGUGGGAAUGACGAAUACUUUGUAGUUUACCAGACACAAGUGCAAGACAAUCGAUGUAUGGAACGUCGGUUUCUGCACACCCGUUCUAAACAGCUGACAGCGCUGGCCAGCUUCCCUGGUGCAGGAAAUACUUGGGCUCGCCACCUCAUAGAGCUGGCCACUGGAUACUACACAGGCAGCUACUAUUUUGAUGGCUCACUCUACAACAAGGGCUUUAAAGGAGAGCGGGACCACUGGCGCAGUGGCAGGACCAUCUGCAUCAAGACCCAUGAGAGCGGCCGGAAGGAGAUCGAGGCCUUCGACUCCACUAUCCUCAUGAUCCGCAACCCCUACAAGGCCCUCAUGGCCGAAUUCAACCGCAAGUACGGUGGCCAUAUUGGAUUUGCCUCCCAGGCACACUGGAAGGGGAAAGAGUGGCCAGAGUUUGUGAAGAACUAUGCCCCGUGGUGGGCCUCCCACACUCUGGACUGGCUGAAGUAUGGCAAGAAGGUCCACGUUGUGCACUUUGAAGACCUGAAGCGGGAACUGUUCUCCUGCCUUAAGGGCAUGGUCCUCUUCCUGGGCCUGGAGGUGUCUGAGGACCGCCUGCUCUGCGCUGUGAGCCAAAAGGACGGCAACUUCAAGCGCUCCGGCCUGAGGAAGCUUGAGUAUGACCCAUACACAGUCGAGAUGCAUGCCACCAUCGAUGACCUCAUACGGACCGUGGACUCUACGCUCAGGCAGGGGAACCUCUCUGGGGUCCCAGAAGACUACAGGCCUAGAUGACGCAUUUGAUUUUGUUUGUUUGUUUUCUUUCAGUCAGGUAAUGUGGUGAAACUCCCUGACUGAACCUUUUCUCUGAAGCUCGUGUUUUUUUCUUGUGUUUCUUUCUGUUACUAAAAAGAGGAUAUACAUGCUCUUGAAGGAGAAAAGUAACAAAAAGAAAACCACCACUUCUCAUUUUUGGACUGCAACUAUUUUCUCCUUUUGUUUUAUUCUCAGUAUUUUUAAUGCAGUUCACUUAACUGAACAGAAGUUGGUGUCUCAACAAAAGGUCAUGACUGAUGACUCGGUUAUCGCUGUGGGAGAACGCCGGGGAUGGGUGACGCAGAGCAGUUUCAUUGUGCUGCCUUCUCUGUUUGCAUGCAUGUAUACAGGCUGAGGGCAGGCUGAUUGCGUGUAGUAUCUUGACACUCAAUCAUCCACUGGGUGUCGAGCAGACACAACACCGCACCAUCUAUUCAAUAUGCUUUGCCGUUUUAACAGACAUGCAUUUUGGAUUAUUUAUGCUACUUAGUUGUAAUCUGGUUGUCAUUUCUUUUGUAACCAGACAUCCAUGAAACAGAAAAAAACAUACAGGUAACACUCUUAAUAGCCAUUGUUACAGUGUACUACACAAUCAAUCACGGUAUAGCAUACUGAGUAACAAUAUGCAGUUUGAUACUCUGUAUGCACUGAUAUUCUUUUAUGUAAGGUGAGACUGCCAGUGCAUUGUUUUGCAUUCUUACUCCAUAUAUUAUACUGUAAUUAAUGGUACAGUUACACUCAGCAGUGUAUGUAAAGGAUUAUUGAAAUAGAAAAAGAGAAUUAUUUAUUUCCUUCAAACAGAGCAGCAGAACUGAAGUAUGCAGAGCUGAAUAAACUUUUUUAGGCAAGAUUUAAAGUGUCAUUUGCCAUGGUGAUGGACAUUUGCCAUGGUGAUUCCAGAACAAACAAACAAAAACCUUGAAAAACGAUACCAAAGAAUCAGACCAGAUCAUACAUGUAGACUUUAGAACAACACUUAGAGAGUAUAUUAAAGCCCUGUCUGUGCCACAGAUCAUCACCAGUGUUCCCAGAAUGCAUCCAUUUCCACUCAAUACACUAUCAUCAGUACCACUGUGGAGGAGUUCACCAAAGCUUAAAACAAGACAUAAAGACCAUAUCACAACGUAGCAUAUUUUCUACCUAUAAAUAACUUCCACAGUGCUAGCAAAAUAUAAUGUGAUGUGAAAUGCACAUGCAAGAUGUUUUAGAACCUUUUCUGAAUUUUUUUUCACUGUGUGUUAAGAUGGCUGCACACACCGAAGAACAGACUUACACAAAUAAAAAGAGUCAGUGGAGAUGUAAGUCUACACAAAUGACUACUUCUCCUCUUUAGUCAGUGUUCAUGUUAGCUGACUGCUCAUAUUUUGUGGUGUGAAUAGUUCAACCCCAGCUUUGCUCUGUGUACACAGUGACUGACACUGUACGUAAUGCUGUUGCUGUGUAAAGCAAAGAAGGAAAGCUAUAAAAAUAUUUAUAAGAGUCUAUAUUCUGUAAAAGGAAAUAUUAGAAGCUUUAUGAUACAAAUGCUGCUUAUACCACAGAGCUUAACUCUCUCUCUCUCUUUCUCUCUUGCUCUUUUCCCUGUUAUACAAAAACAGUAUGUCAAUCUUUCACAGGCGCAUUGUAAAGAGCUCAGGGUCUAGGAUGUACUAUGUGUGCUUCUCGGAGGACAGUGCAAAAUGUAUGGGGAAGUCUUCAUCAGAGAGAAGGAACUGUGUCACUGGGCUCAACUCACCUCAAACAUGAAGACAGUGAUUCGUUAGAUGUAGAAAUCAAGUGCAAACACACCUGAUCAUCCAGUGGAUAGAAGUCCCAUACCCCUGUGGAUCUUAAAAUCCCUGGAUGUAUGAAAACUGUAGGCUGGCAAACACCUCGAUAAUAGCCGUCACCUUGGUUAAGACAUUGGAAAAUUACAGACUGUUAUUUUUACUUGCUGCUUAUCUUCAAGAGAGAAUAUUUUACCUUCCCCAGUGCACAAAAAUCCCCUAAAUUAUCAUCACAUGAAUUAAAUGCAAAUAUGUGGUUUUCUAAUUGGACUGGAAGAGAAGUAGUUUUCAAAAUGCUUGCAGGAAAAGAAAGCGGCCCACAAAUUUGAAUCUUUUCACCUGCCUCUGACUGUAUUUUGCUUCAUUUUAGUCUCCUAAGGCUACUCAUUUUCUCUCAUGGCACCUUCUUGUGCUACAUGGUCUUUCAGGAAGACCACUCACAGUGCAGUCCUGUUACCCAUUCUUUUAAAAGUUCCUGCACCAUUUCUGUGAGUAGUCCCAAGGUACUUUAGUAUAUAAUGACAUUGUGGCCUAUUUAUAGGGAUUUCCUCCUCAUUUUUACCUCUGAUCCUCUAUAAAGCAGUGUGUCUGUGUGUGUAUAUUUGUGUGUGAUUGUCUGUGUCAUCCUCAAGCUAUAAACCCCUUCUCAUCAAAGUAGAACAAUAUGAAUUUGUAUGAUUGAGUUCAAAAUGAGUGUGUGUGUGUGUGUAAGUGUGUGUGUUUGUGUGAAAUUGUGAAAUGUAUAUAACCACAUCUAAAUGUGAACAAUUAAAUAUAAUUUAUUUCAUACACCUUAAAUUCAAAAACAAAAAUUGUAUUUUUACCAGUUUGAUUUGCUGUUGAAUGUUAUGUAUAUCAGAAAUGAUUUGUUUUAUUUUUGUGCUUUAUUUUUGUGCUUUAUUUUUGUGCUUGAAAUAAUUCCCAUGUUCAUUUUGUCAUAAUACAAUGUUAGGUUUCCACUUUGUUCAUGCAAUAAUUCGAGAGGAACUGGUGAGAAUAUGGUUCAUAUUUUGUGGCCUGCUUGAGGGUCUGUGUGUAGAAUGUACAGGACAGAUUACGGUGCCCCUUAAGUGAGAGGUACUACACUACAGGUUCUCAGUACCCAGUUGUUCAUAUUAAGAUUACAAAAUUUUGCUUAAAACACAGAAAUGCAAAGCUAAUGGUUGCAUCUCUUACUGUCAACACACACACACACACACACACACACACA
Molecule: messenger RNA, 5314 nt
Organism: Electrophorus electricus (electric eel)
Lineage: Eukaryota; Metazoa; Chordata; Actinopteri; Gymnotiformes; Gymnotidae
Gene: wscd2
Product: WSC domain containing 2
Molecular function (GO): sulfotransferase activity
Source: RefSeq, a predicted model, not a curated record